Molecule: messenger RNA, 911 nt
Organism: Sitodiplosis mosellana (orange wheat blossom midge)
Lineage: Eukaryota; Metazoa; Arthropoda; Insecta; Diptera; Cecidomyiidae
Exons: 2
Coding region: 256-633 (125 amino acids)
Source: RefSeq, a predicted model, not a curated record
AUGAGUCAGGCUAUAAAAUUGUGUUGUUCUUACAAUAUAUUCAUUCAAUAAUGCCUUUUCAUUUCGACGGUCGCAUUGGUUGAACUAACUAACGGGACUACCGAAACCAAGUUAUUCACGGCAAAUUCGUUCCGUUUGUGAAGUUGUUGUGUCGUCGGCGACGGCAUUUUUAGUUGUAAUCACGUUUCGAAGCCGAUCACAAGUAUUUUUGAUUAUUGUUGGUGAACAUUUUGUACGGUGAAGAAGAGAAACAAAAUGUUUGAGUUCAAAACAAAUGUCAAUUUGAAACGUCAGCAGCUUUGCAAAUCCGAACCACAUAUUGGCAUCAACGAGAAUAAAUCCAUUGAAAACACGAAGCCAUCAUCGCUCACAACAACCGAUUACGCAUACCGUCAUUCGGUAGAAUUCGUUCCGUAUUGGAAGGUUUAUGGUUAUAGUUUUUCGAAUGCAACGAAUCGGGAUGCAUAUGACAACCGAAAUAUUAUGCUAAAUGUACAAUUACCCAAGAAUCUUCGAAUUCCAUCGAAUAUGCCGUUGAAAUGGUCAACAUCGCAGCAAGCCGCUGUCACUGAAGAAAUUUCACAACAGUCAUGGCAAGUCAAGCGACUCGAGCAUCGAACAAGGUCGACAUAAAAGCCGAAACCAACUGGCAAUCAAUGAAGAAAAUAAGCCAGUAAUAUUUAACCUGAUAUUAAUUCGAAAUAUUGCGAAAGAAGAAUGUAAUGUCAUUUUGACUUAUGAAAUCAGUAUACAGAAUGAUGUUAUCUCAUGACUUGAUCAGAAGGAAAAACUUCUUAGAAAAGUCACCAACUCAUUUCAAUGAUGAUCUAAUUUAGUUUUCGAAUUUUUGAAGAAUGAAAAAAAAAGAUGUAAGUUGUGAAUAAAAACGAUUUAAAUUUGGAAAUUUCAAA